CCCGCGGCGGGAGCGAUGGCCGGAGCCGUCCUCAAGGUCGCCGGGCGGCAGCUCAGCCUGCGCAGCGGCUCCGGAGCCCCCGUCCUCUUACGGCAGAUGUUUGAACCCAAGAGCUGCACCUACACCUACCUGCUGGGUGACCGGGAGUCCCGAGAGGCCAUUCUGAUCGAUCCUGUUCUGGAUAUGGUGCAGCGGGAUGUCCAGUUGGUCAAGGACCUGGGACUGCGGCUCCUGUAUGCUGUGAACACCCACUGUCAUGCCGACCACAUUACGGGCUCAGGGAUGCUCCGGUCUCUCCUACCCGGCUGCCAGUCUGUCAUCUCCCGCCUUAGUGGAGCCCAGGCUGACUUGCACAUUGAGGAUGGAGACUCCAUCCGCUUUGGGCGUUUUGCCUUGGAGACCCGGGCCAGCCCCGGCCACACCUCUGGCUGUGUCACCUUCGUCCUGAAUGACCACAGCAUGGCCUUCACUGGAGAUGCCCUGCUCAUCCGGGGCUGUGGGCGGACGGACUUCCAGCAAGGCUGUGCCAAGACCUUGUACCACUCUGUCCACGAAAAGAUCUUCACGCUUCCAGGAGACUGUCUGAUCUACCCUGCUCAUGAUUACCAUGGGCUCACAGUGUCCACUGUGGAAGAGGAGCGGACUCUGAACCCUCGGCUCACCCUCAGCUGUGAAGAGUUUAUCAAGGUCAUGGACAACCUGAACUUGCCUAAGCCUAAGCAGAUAGACGUUGCUGUUCCAGCAAACAUACGCUGUGGGAUCCAGACCCCCCCUUCCUGACCCUGGCUGUCUGGUACUGAAAUCCAUUAAGAACAGCACUGGGAGGGGUGAGUGGAGAGGAGUCAUCCCCAGAGCCGCCCUCUCUUCCCCUCCCUCACCAGCCCCUUGAGCUUCUUAAAUAAAAAAUCUUUUUGCUUUU
Molecule: messenger RNA, 919 nt
Organism: Talpa occidentalis (Iberian mole)
Lineage: Eukaryota; Metazoa; Chordata; Mammalia; Eulipotyphla; Talpidae
Gene: ETHE1
Product: ETHE1 persulfide dioxygenase
Exons: 7
Coding region: 16-780 (254 amino acids)
Biological process (GO): hydrogen sulfide metabolic process; glutathione metabolic process
Molecular function (GO): sulfur dioxygenase activity
Source: RefSeq, a predicted model, not a curated record